AUGAAUAAGAAUAUAUUGUGGAUAACUUUUCUUUAUUUUUUAUUUUUUCUCUUGGAUAUGUACCAAGGAAAUGAUGCAACUCCCGGAAAAGAAAAAAAAAAGGAUCCAGAAGCAGAUUCUAACAACUCACAGAAUCAACAUGAUAAAAAGAAAACACACCAUAUGAACAAUAAUUAUGAUCUGAAUAUUAAGGAUAAAGAUGAAAAAAAAAGAAAAAAUGAUAAUUUAAUCAAUAAUUAUAAUAACUCUCUUUUAAAGUUAUCUUAUAUUAAGAAUCAAGAUAAUAUAUAUAAGAAUAUACAAAAUGGCCAAAAGCUUAAAAGAGACAUAAUAUUAAACUCAUUUGUUCAAAUUAAUUCAUCAAACAUAUUAAUGGAUGAAAUAGAAAAUUAUGUGAAAAAAUAUACCGAAUCGAAUCGUAUUAUGUACAUACAAUUUAAAUAUAUAUAUCUACAAUCCUUAAAUAUAACAGCAUAUUUUGUACCUCCGAAUUCACCAUUUCAAAGUUAUUAUAACAAAUAUUUAAAUAAAGAUAUAAAUGAGAUUUGCCAUUCAAUACAAACACUUCUAAACAAUGUAAUAUCUUCCAAAAUAAUAUUUAAGAUGCUAGAAACUACAAAAGAACAAAUAUUACUUUUAUGGAAUAACAAAAAAAUUAGUGAACAAAAUUAUAAUCAAGAAAAUGAAGAAAAAUGUAAAAGGAUCGAUUCGGAAAAUGAAAAAAUAGAAAAGUAUACCAACAAGUUUGAACAUGAUAUCAAACCUCAUAUAGAAGAUAUAGAAAAAAAAGUAAAUGAAUAUAUUAAUAAUUCGGAUUGUCAUUUAACAUGUUCAAAAUAUAAAACUAUUAUAGAUAAUUAUAUAAAUGAAGUAAUAAUAACUAAUAUAAAUAUAUACGAAAACAAAUAUAAUCUACCACAAGAACGAAUUAUCAAAAAUUAUAAUCAUAAUGGUAUCAAUAAUGAAGAUAAUUUUAUAGAAUAUAAUAUUCUUAAUGCAGAUCCUGAUUUAAGAUCUAAUUUUAUAACACUUCUUGUUUUAAGAAAACAAUUAAUCUAUAUUGAAUAUAUUUAUUUUAUUAACAAAAACAUUAUAAAUAAAAUUCAAGAAAACUUUAUAUUAAAUCAAAAUAAAUAUAAACAUUUUAUUAAUUCAAAUAAUGCUGUUAAUCCUGCUAAAGAAUAUGAAUAUAUCAUAAAAUAUUAUACUACAUUCAAAUAUCUACAAUUAUUAAAUAAAUCAUUAUACGACUCUAUAUAUAAACAUAAAAUAAACAAUUAUUCUAAUACCAUUGAAGAUCUUAUAAAUCAACUACAACAUAAAAUUAAUGACCAAAUGAUUAUCUCAUUCGACAAAAAUAAUUCAUCAGAUAUUAUAUUACAAUGUACAAAUAUAAAAAAAUUUAUCAAUGAUAAUAAAUAUUUAUCCAUUAAACCUAAAGUAUUAGAAGUUGAAUACUUAAGAAAUAUAAAUAAACACAUCAACAAAAAGGACUUCCUAAAUAAAUUCAUGCAAAACGAAACAUAUAAAAAAAAUAUAGAUGAUAAAAUCAAAGAAAUGAAUAAUAUAUACGAUAAUAUAUAUAUCAUAUUAAAACAAGAAUUCUUAAACAAAUUAAAUGAAAUCAUGCAAAAUCAUAAAAAUAAACAAGAAACAAACUUAAAUACUACAACUAUUCAAGAAUUGUUACAACUUCUAAAGGAUAUUAAAGAAAUACAAAGAAAUCAAAUCGAUGCAAAAAUGAAUACUUUUAAUAUGUAUUAUAACGAUAUACAACAAAUAAAAAUAAAGAUUAAUCAAAAUGAAAAAGAAAUAAAUAAGGUACUCACUCAAUUAUAUAUUCCAAAAAAUCAACAAGAAUAUAUACAAAUAUAUAUAACUGAAUUAAAUGACAGAAUAAAAGAAACACAAACAAAAAUUAAUUUAUUUAAUAAAAUUUUAGAAUUAAAAGAAAAAGAAAAAGAAAAUUAUAUUACAAAUAAACAUACUUAUCAAAAUUUUACACACAAAACUAUUCAACAAAUAUUACAACAACAAUAUAAAAACAACACACAAGAAAAAAAUACACUAGUACAAUUAUUAUACAAUAUAGAUAUCAAAAAAUAUAUUCAUGAAUUAAUACUUAUCACACAAGAAAUACAAACCAAAAUGUAUACAACUAAUAAUAUAGAACAUAUUAAACAAAUGCUCAUAAAUUAUAUACAAAAAUGUAAACCUAUACAAAAUAUAUCAGAACAUAAUAUUUAUACACUAUAUCAAGAAAUCAAAACAAAUCUUGAAAACAUCCAACAGGAAAUUAUCCAAAAUAUACAACAAACUACAAAUCGCUUAAAAACAAACAUAAAAAAAAUAUUUGAUGAAAUAAAUCAAAAAUAUGACGACUUAACCAAAAAUGUAAAUCAAAUGAAUGAUACAAAAAUUGUAUUACGACAAAUGGAAAAUAGGUUGAAAGGGAAAUAUGAAGAAAUAAAAAAGGAAAAUCUUCAAGAUAGGGACAUCAAAUAUAUAGGCGAAAAUAAUGAUGGUAAUAAUAAUAAUAAUGAUAAUAUUAUUAUUAAUGGUAAUAAUCACACUGGUGAUUAUAAUUACACCUUGUUCCAUUAUGCUGACCUUUGGGAUAAUUCACAAUUUACUAGAACAAAAGAAAAUAUACAAACCAACAUAAAUAAUAUUAAAAGUUUAAUAAGAAAUUUACAAAACGAACUAAACAAUUAUAAUACUCUUAAAAGCAAUGGCAGUCAUUUUUAUGAUAAAAUACACACAUUAGAAGAAUUAAAAAUAUUAACUCAAGAAAUUAAUGAUAAAAAUGUUAUGACAAAAAUAUAUGAUAUUGAAAACACAUAUCAAAAUGAUUUACAUAACAUAGAAGAAAUUAUUAAAAAUAUUACAAGCAUUUAUUACAAAAUAAAUAUCUUAAAUAUAUUAAUUAUUUCCAUCAAACAAACAUAUAAUAAUAAUAAAUCCAUUGAAAGCUUAAAACUUAAAAUUAAUAACUUAACAAAUUCAACACAAGAAUAUAUUAAUCAAAUAAAAGGUAUCCCAACUAAUUUAUUACCAGAACAUAUAAAACAAAAAAGUUUAAGCGAACUAAAUAUUUAUAUGAAACAAAUAUAUGAUAAAUUAAAUGAAAAUGUUAUUAAUAAUUUAUAUACAAAAUCGAAGGAUUCAUUACAAUUUUAUAUUAACGAAAAAAAUAAAAAUAUAAAUAAUAAUAAUGAUCAUAAUGAUGUAUAUAAUGAUAUCAAAGAAAAUCAAAUAUAUAAAAAUAAUAAAUUAUAUGAAUGCAUACAAAUCAAAAAGGAUAUAGACGAAUUAUAUAAUAUUUAUGAUCAACUCUUUAAAAAUAUAUCCCAAAAUUAUAAUAACCACUCUCUUAGUUUUGUACAUUCACUAAAUAAUCAUAUGCUAUCUAUUUUUCAAGUUACUAAAUAUGGAAAACACAAAAAUCAACAAAUCCUAUCAGAUAUAGACAAUAUUAUAAAACAAAAUGAACACAAAGAAUCAUAUACAAAUUUAGACACAAGUAAUAUACAACUAAUAAAAGAACAAAUUAAAUAUUUCUUACAAAUAUUUCAUAUACUUCAAGAAAAUAUAACCACUUUCGAAAAUCAAUAUAAAGAUUUAAUUAUCAAAAUGAACCAUAAGAUUAAUAAUAAUCUAAAAGAUAUUACACAUAUUGUCAUAAACGAUAACUAUACAUUACAAGAACAAAAUCAUAUUUAUAAUGAACUUCAAAACAAAAUCAAACAAAUAAAAAAUGUCAAUGAGGUAUUCACACAUAAUAUUAAUUAUAAUCAACAAAUAUUAAAUUAUUCUCAAGCACAAAAUAACUUUUUUAAUAUAUUUAUGAAAUUUCAAAGCAUUAAUAAUGAUAUUAAUAGGAAAAGAUAUAACGUACAAAAAAAAAUUACUGAGAUAAUUAAUUCAUAUGAUAUAAUAAAUUAUAACAAAAAUAAUAUCAAAGAUAUGUAUCAACAAUUAAAAAAUAUACAACAACAAUUAAAUACAACAGAAACACAAUUGAAUCAUAUAAAACAAAAUAUUAAUCAUUUCCAAUAUUUUUAUAAAUCAAAUCAAACCAUAUCUAUAGUAAAGAAUAUCCAAAAUGAAAAACUAAAAAUUCAAGAAUUCAACAAAAAAAUACAACACUUCAAGGAACAAACACAAAUUAUGAUAAACAAGUUAAUACAACCUAGCAACAUACAUUUACAUAAAAUGAAAUUGCCUAUAACUCAACAGCAAGCUAAUACACAUCUUCAUAGAAAUGAACACACAAAAAAUGAUACAAAAAGUUACAAUAUGAAGGAUGAGGAAAAUGCAAUGGGAUAUGGCACAACUAAUGAAAGGAAAAAUAGUGGGACAAAUGACAUGAUAAAUAGUACCAUAGGCGACAACACAAAUGUCUUAACAAAUGAUGAUCAAGAAAGAGGUAAAAGGGACACUUCUAGAAAUAAUAAUAUUCAUACAAAUGAAAAGAAUAUAAAUAAUGAACAUACAAAUGAACAAUAUCCACAUAAAGAGCAUCCAAAUAAUUAUCAACAAAAAAAUGAUGAAAAAAUAUCACUACAACAUAAAACAAUUAAUACAUCACAACGUACCAUAGAUGAUUCGAAUAUGGAUCGAAAUAAUAGAUAUAAUACAUCAUCACAACAAAAAAAUAAUUUGCAUACAAAUAAUAAUAGUAAUAGUAGAUACAACAAUAACCAUGAUAAACAAAAUGAACAUAAAUAUAAUCAAGGAAAAUCUUCAUGGAAAGAUAACUCAUAUUGGAGAAUUUUUUAUGCUGGAGGAAUUACAGCUGUCUUACUUUUAUGUUCAAGUACUGCAUUCUCUUUUAUAAAAAACUCGAAUGAACCACAUCAUAUUUUUAAUAUUUUUCAAAAGGAAUUUAGUGAAGCAGAUAAUGCACAUUCACAAGAAAAAGAGGAAUAUCUACCUGUCUAUUUUGAUGAAGUUGAAGAUGAAAAUGAGGAUUUUAAUGACAUAUGA
Messenger RNA from Plasmodium reichenowi, 4989 nucleotides. Its product is annotated as reticulocyte binding protein 4. NCBI's taxonomy places the organism in Eukaryota, Apicomplexa, Aconoidasida, Haemosporida, Plasmodiidae. The transcript has 2 exons. The record is from RefSeq and is a predicted model, not a curated record. Bases 1 to 4989 code for a protein of 1662 amino acids.